Annulohypoxylon maeteangense is the source of this 1151-nucleotide messenger RNA. RefSeq lists its product as uncharacterized. NCBI's taxonomy places the organism in Eukaryota, Fungi, Ascomycota, Sordariomycetes, Xylariales, Hypoxylaceae. The record is from RefSeq and is a predicted model, not a curated record. The transcript is spliced from 3 exons. Bases 723 to 1052 code for a protein of 109 amino acids.
AAAUGAGCUGGAACCUUGAUGUGGAUGAUUGGUUUUACCUCAACGUUAAUUGGUCGGUCGAGUCAGGAACAUCCCGAUUAGGUGGUGAUUCCAAUCUCGAUGUGGGUCUGGGGUCAAUGCCAUUCUUUACCGCUUGCAACUAUUUCGACAAUAGGAGUGAAUAUUCCAGGUAUAUAUCGGAAGGUAUCGUACGAGGGUCUCUCAUUGGAUUGCGAGGGCAUCCGUGGAUGCCACUCACGUGACAGAAAAGUCCAUUGGUGCGAUCGUAUAUUCUCUCGUAUUAAAGAUCCUUCGCAGCCUUCGUCGUCGAUUUUUACUUAGUAUGGGCGGAUACGAAGCAUAACAGAAACACCUUCUUAAGAAGCAUUGGGGGAACCUUUCGCUUUUUAUGUAUGUCAGAUCAAGAUCUGCAACUGCUUUGCGCGGUAACGUGGAGAUAAUUUCCGACGUUCGCAUUGAAGUCCAGACAGCCACAAAGGACGCAAUAAGUAAAAUGUCGUUGAUCUCAUGUGCUGAGCCUUCAUUACAAAUUUACAAUUCCCACUUAUUGGUCAUACAUACGAGAUCCUAUCAUCCUCUACCAAGCCAUUCAUGCAUCUCCAGGCAGCUACAACACGGGUAGAUGCUAGGUAUAUAAUUGCAAUGUCUCACCUCAAGCCAUCUGUUCUUGUGUAUCUACAUUCUCAUCUUCACAGCCUUCUCUACAACACAAAACCGCCAACAUGAUGUUCCAGCCCACUUCAAACUUCGUCGUCCUGGCGCUAUUCGCCUCGGCAGCACACUCUCUCACGUACGUGGGCUGUUUCUCUUCGUCGACGAACCUCAGCUUCAACAGUCGAUCCGUGUUUCAGUCUAUUGGGAGCUGCCAGCAGAAGUGUGGCGAGGCGGGCAUGCCCAUAAUUGGCGUUACAAACGGCACGGACUGUUUGUGUGGCGCCACGACGCCCCCUCAGGGAAAUGCCGUUCCGGACUCGUCCUGCAACAGCCCCUGCUCAGGGUACCCAGAGGAUAAGUGUAUGGGCGCAAAGAAAAUAUCUUUCAAUUCCAAGUAGUUAGCCGCCAUUUGAACAUAUUUAUUUUAGGGAAAUCAAUGCAUGAUUCUCUAAGGACAUUGAACGCAAAGGCUUUUCAACCCUUUAACAAGCCAUUAA